GGGCGGGGGAGGCGUUCUGGUGAAUAUUCACGCGGUCGCGGCGUCCGGGCUCGGACUUUCCUGGUCUUUGAAACAGGCGUCUGCGUGCUGAUGUCCGUCGGGGCUGCUCCGUGGGGCGAUCCCGCUCGUGAACCACGAGUUCCCAGUUGGCACGGACCGAAAGCGCCCUCGGGAAUGGUCUGCCAACUCCGCAGGAAAUUCAGUGCCUGGGUGUUUUCUAGGCACUGUUUAAUUUGCUAGAGUAGAUGUUGGAUUUUCUCAAAUGUGAGCAGGGAGUAUCUCUGCUCAUCCGACCUCCUUGCACGCCGUGCAAAGGCAGGAGCUUCAGCCAUCCUCUCCCAAACACCUGCACCAGGGAAAACAUGCACCCCUGAAGGGCACAAAAAUGAGCAAAGAUGUGUGUGCACAUGACCUAUCGCAUGCUUUAUUAAUUUCUGUACAAAACUAUACAUGCAUGGGUACACAUAGGUAAGUUUUUGGAUCUGCUGUGUCGAAGAGAAGUCUGCAGAUAGUGGAGCAACUCACCUUGACCUUCAAGGCUUCAGGUUGGGGCGAAACAGUCCCUGCAGACUUUGUGUCCUGCAGGUUUCUUCUGAUGAGAGAGGGUCUGGAGUACAGGUACUGAUUGCUCCCCACUACUGGUUGUUCUCUGCCGCUACUCUAAAAAAUACUCAUCUGUUUUCUUGUCUUCUCACAGCUUGAAAGUUAACUUAUAUUGCUCACCAGUAACUAAGGAAUUGCUGUUGACUAGCUCAAAAUACAAAUUUUGGGAGAAUCGCAUUACAAGGCUUAAAUCCUUCUAGCCAAAUGGAAGCUCAAGAAAGACUUCUGGCAAGCAGAAACUUGUUUUCUUUGGGGAGUUACAGCCUGGAGUCUCCUUAAAGAGGUUGUAAUGGUGGGUCUUAAGCUCUGUGUCCAAAGAAACUCAUACGAGGGGGAGCUGGGAGGUGGUUACACACAUGGUAAGUCUGGGUACAAAGAAAGAGAAGUAGGGCACUUGUCCAUAUGAGGUCCUAGUUUAAUUGUGAAGGCAGAUGAGGAAGAAGGUAACUGGCUGCAUAUGAAGCCUUUAGAGACUGAAAGAUUUCAUGAUUUAGGGGAAUUAAUGUGAUCCUGGGCUCUGUAAAAAGGUCUCUGAGCAAUCAUUAGGAAUGUGUUAUGCUCCUAGGGAGCAUAAAGGGUGGAAUUUCUUUUUUUUUUUUUUUUUUUUUCCUUUUUUGAAGCUUUGCUUCCAGUAUCUUUUAAGAUUGACCUAGAAGAAGAGGCCCCUUGAGAGGGUAUGUGUAGUAGGAGUUUGUAUGGGCAGUAAAGGUAGGCAGUGUUAGUCCUGGAGUUCUUGUUUGAGAAACUCUUUAUCUGGGAAGAGACCGCAAAGUUUCUCAAGGUACCAUCCAAGGUGGAGGUACACUUAAGAGCACAUUGAGCAUGUGGAAUUAAGAUCAGCCUCGUGAGUUCAUUCAGGUUCAAGAAAAAAUGCAGGUGAUAGAACUAGUAUUGAUUUUUUUAAAAAAGGACUCUUGCUAUCCAUUUGAAUUCUUAGUAUAAAAUGCUUUUUGACAUGUGUAUCUGUUUUGGAGCAAGGAAGGAAUUUGAUAGUUGGCUGACUGAUGUUGUGGUUUCUGGCAGAGAUGCCAAAUGUUACAGGCUUGUGUAUGUACCAGCUGAAAGGAAUGCUUAGAGCUGCACAGAAAUUUGGGAUGUGGUGUCUUGUGAAUCCAUCUAAUGCAGGCAAACCCCAGACUGCUCAGAUGAGAAGCUAGAGGUUACAGCUAGAAGGGUGAUGACAGGAGUCUUUCCUUCCACUUUAGCUUUUUUUGGCAGGAAAAUUGCAUAUAAAUAUUGGCUGAAAGAAAGAGAAAAGGGUGGGUGAGGGUGAGAGAGGAGCCUGCUGAGCAGCAUUAACCUUGCAGAGGGCCACAAAGCAUCUAUGUUCAAGGUCUCUGGAUUUUAGUAGAGGAUGAAGCAAAACAGGGGAUUAAUCACUGUCUAUAGCUUUUCUAAAAAAACAAAACAAACAAGAAAAAAAAACAAAAAACCCCAGAAGUUUCUGCUGCAUGUGACUUGUCAUUAACAGAAGCAGAGGCCACAAGCUUGCAGAAGUAAUUGGGAACAGUGAGGGCAAGUUGUGCUGUAGCAGCACAGAGACCUGUCCUAGCAAAUCCAUUGGUUUGCUCUGGGAAUGGAGUAUCUUAGGCUCUGCGCUCUUCCAAAAAUAAGGUAUGUGAUCCAGCCAGAGAAAGCCAACCUGAGCUGUGUUAAGGUCCAGUGCUUGUCUUUUUUAGGCAUGUACACCUUAAUCGGGGUUUUUCCAUUUCAUUUUUAGAUACCAACUUUUUUUCAAUGGAAAUGCAUAACUUACUAGAGGGAAAUGGGCUUAAUUUUACAGGCUUAGCAUUAGCCACAGUGGGUGCUAAAGAUGUCUGUGUAGUGAAUAUAUAGCCGUAAAUAUGAAACAAAAUGUUCAGUACAUCUUGUGAUGCAUUUAUUCACUUUGUUACAGGUUGCUUUGGAAAUUGAAACUCCCACUCAGAUUUCUUUAGUAGAUGAAACAUCUGGUGAGAAAGAAGAUAUAGAGGUGACACUUCUACCAGCUGGUCACUGCCCAGGAUCAGUUAUGUACGUCCUUUCAACGCUCCAAGUGUCUCUGCUGGGAAAUCUGUCCUAUAACGUCCUCAAUAAGUUUUUGUUUCAAGGUGAAAAUGGCACUGUGCUGUAUACAGGGGAUUUCAGGCUUGCAAAAGGAGAAGCAGCCAGAAUGGAGCUUCUGCAUUCAGGGACCAGAGUAAGAGACAUCCAGAGUGUGUAUUUGGACACCACUUUUUGUGAUCCCAAAUUUCAUCAUAUACCAAGCAGGGAGGAGUGUUUAAAUGGGAUCUUAGAGUUAGUACGAAGCUGGACCAUGCUGAGUCGCUAUCAUGUUGUGUGGCUGAAUUGCAAAGCUGCCUAUGGAUAUGAAUAUUUAUUCACAAACCUCAGCGAGGAACUUGGAAUCAAGGUGCAUGUGAACAAACUUGACAUGUUCAAAAAUAUGCCAGAAAUCCUCUACCAUGUUACUACAGAUCGAAACACUCAAAUUCAUGCCUGUCGACAUCCUCGGGAUGAUUAUUAUUUUCGAGGGAACAGACUGCCAUGUGGAGUGACUUCCCAAAAUGGAACUCCCUUGCACAUAAUUAGCAUCAAACCGUCCACUAUGUGGUUUGGAGAAAGGACCAAAAAAACAAGUGUAAUAGUGAGGACUGGGGAGAGUUCAUACAGAGCUUGUUUCUCUUUUCACUCUUCAUACAGCGAGAUUAAGGAUUUCUUGAGCUAUAUCUGUCCUGUGAACGUGUAUCCCAAUGUAUUGCCAGUGGGUCUGAGAGAAGACCAAGUUAUUGAACUAUUAAAGCCAUUAUGCAGAUCAUACAGAAGAAACAUGGAACCCAAAUACAAGCCCUUAGGAACACUGAAGAGAGUCCACAAAACAGACUUAUCUGACACAGAUGAAGAUGAUCUCUUUGAUACAGAACUAACUUCUGUAAGGCCUAAGAUUCCAAAACAGCAGGCAGAGAGCAGGCCGUUUAAGACACCAUGUGAAAAUGCAGAAGGAACCAAUGAGAACACAGAAAGUUACGAAGCAACCACAACAUAUACCUCUCACAAGGUAGACUUCAUGGACUGUGAAGAAUCAAACGACGACGACGAUGAAGAUGAUGAUGAAGAACCUGAAGAAAAUACAGUUGAAGUUCUUUCCCAUGGCUCAGAUGCCACAUCUGCAUCAAAUUCCAGUGGAAAAAAACACUCAGACUUGACCUCUGGGGUAACUGGUGACCAACAGGAGCCUAAUGCACACUUACCCCGCUGGGAUGCGUUUUUUAAGUGUAACAGAACAGAUGAAAGCUCUGAAAACGAGGACAACUUUCCAUCUUCAGCAGAUGCUGGUGGGUCCCAGUCACUCUUCAGCGAUUCAGAAGGAGUAAGUGACUCAACACACAUCUCCUCCCAAAAUUCUUCUCAGUCAACGCACAUAUCAGAGCAGGGGAGCCAGGGCUGGGAUAGCCAAAUGGACACAGUACUCAUUACCUCGCAGGAGAGAAAUGCCUUUGACUUCAGCUGCUUCAACAAAGGUGGGAGCAGAACAGGAGUUUCUGUAUCACAUGAAACCACCAAAGAUAAUCAGACUGAAAACAGUAGGUGGAAGCCAGUGGGGCAAAACAGAUCUUCUGCGUAUGAUGUUGUCCAUGACUUGAAAAGCAAAGACUGUGAGGAAGAUGCAGAAACUGGCAGUGCUCAAAUUCAAGAUGUGCUAUUUGAAGUAAGUGACAGUUCCAGGACUCCUGAUCUAGAACUGAAGAAAGACUCUCAGAGCUCUUCUGACUUUGAAAUUCCAUUGACUCCUGAUGCUGAACUACCUCAGCCAGAUAAACUGCGCAGUUUAUAUAGGAAGCUAGCAGCAGGUGAAAACAUACUGAAUGAAAAAAUCUCUUCUGAAAACAGGUUUAAGUGAUUACAUCAUGAAAAUAAAUACUGUAAUUUGUUCUUUAACCCCCCCAAAUAUUCUUAUCUUUAGUGCUAAGUAUUUUCUUGCACAGUAAUCUGUGCAAUUCUUCAAACAUAUAUUAUUAUCAUAAAUAGACAGUUGCAGCCUAACUUUUUUUUCCCCCCUUCCAUGAAAUAUCAAAAAGAAAGUAUUCCUAAAAGGGACUAUAAAAGCCUUCUACCUCAUACAGUUCAGUUCUCUAGGAGCAUAAGUGGAUAGAAAUUAGACCAGACAAAACGAAGACUGGAACACUAAAUGAAAUUUAGUGGGUUUUUUUCCUUUUUAAAUUAUAAACUCUAAGAGUUUGCCUUUGAUACAGACGCGUGUGAUCUCAAGCUUUAAUAAAAUAUUUUUAACUGUGGGAAAGAAUGUGCUCCCUUUCAUGAAUGAUCAUGCAAAUAUAGUAGUUACACUUCAACUGUAUGAGAUCUGAGUUUUCACUUUUUUAAUAAACAACAGCAGAACAGAGAA
Molecule: messenger RNA, 4987 nt
Organism: Dromaius novaehollandiae (emu)
Lineage: Eukaryota; Metazoa; Chordata; Aves; Casuariiformes; Dromaiidae
Gene: DCLRE1C
Product: DNA cross-link repair 1C
Exons: 12
Coding region: 2477-4483 (668 amino acids)
Biological process (GO): telomere maintenance; interstrand cross-link repair; double-strand break repair via nonhomologous end joining
Molecular function (GO): 5'-3' DNA exonuclease activity; damaged DNA binding
Source: RefSeq, a predicted model, not a curated record